AUGGACUCCGACGCAGUCAUCGUGAAUGAGAUCAUCCAGUCUUACGCGGACGGGAAGAUAGCGGAGAGCAGCAUAAUUGCGGGUUUAGCUCUGGUCGUUUAUGACGGCUUGCUGCUGCUUGACGAUGAGAUCAAUUUGUUUUGGGGACGUCCCCUCUCGGGCGCCCAAGUGCUCUACCUUGCGAACAAAUACGUCUUCCUCCUGACUGACUUCCGGCAGGUCUGCGGCGGGGUCGAAGGCGCUGCAGUAGUGUUAUCCACAUUCCCUUAUUUCGUCUGGGCUGCGUUCUCCGCUCUACGAGCUUACGCCUUGAGCCGUAGCCCAUAUCUAGCCGUCGCUGUUGGUACAUUCUCCAUGGUACCAGUGGGAGUGGAUCUUACCCAUCUAGGCUUCAAUUAUGUUGGUUCGAGUGACCCCAUCUUUGGGUGUGGAUACCUCCAAGACCUUCCCACCCAGCUUCCGUUAACAUCCUCGCUCAUCAUGGCGGACCUGUUGCUCAUCGGUAUCACCUGGUACAAACUCUACGGUGCGCUGGGCUGGUCUCUACUCUUCCAGCGACAUAGCGUCACCGUCACAAGCAUUCUCUUGUGCGAUGGUACAAUCUACUUCAUCGUUCUUCUCGCGCUGAACGUGUUGCAAAUGGCGUUCACACUCGCGUCUAUUUUCCAAGAAGCCGGGGCCCAGAUCAGCAACGUCACGGCUCUGAUCGAACCGGUCACCGCCGUGUUGAUCGCCCGCUUCCUGCUGCGCCUGCAGAGGGUCAACCAGAAGGACCUGAAACUGGGUGUCGCAUCCUCGAACGGAAUCACCACCACCUCCGACGGCGACGGCGCUGCAUGGCGGACUAUAACGUUUGCCCAGGUCGCCACGUCCGUCGGCGCGACACUCAAUCCUGAAGACUUCUGGCGCGACGGUUCGGCCAGUGAAGUGGAUAGCGUUGUCGAGGAUGGGACCUCCGUUACGGGCGGCUCGGCCUAUGGGUAUGAGGGAGAACGUAGUGGCAAUGCGACGUAA
This is a messenger RNA of Epithele typhae, 1014 nucleotides long. RefSeq lists its product as uncharacterized. The record is from RefSeq and is a predicted model, not a curated record. NCBI's taxonomy places the organism in Eukaryota, Fungi, Basidiomycota, Agaricomycetes, Polyporales, Epitheliaceae. The coding region runs from base 1 to 1014 and encodes 337 amino acids. The transcript is spliced from 12 exons.